AUGCCGCCGCGCAAGAAAGCCAAGGCCAGCGCUGCGUCGACGCCCCUCGCCGAUGUGCAGCCCAAGACACCGCAGGACACGGGCCCAACGGCGGAAGAGGAGCUGCUCAACGAUGCCUGGGCCGACGAGCAGGAAACGCAAUUAUUCAAGAGCAUGAUGAAGUGGAAGCCGACUGGCAUCCACAAACACUUUCGCAUGAUCUCCAUCCACGCCGACAUGCGUUCGCAUGGCUUUGCAGCUGAUGACGCUCCGCACACGCGCAUCCCUGGCAUUUGGAACAAAGUAUCCUCCCUGUACGAUCUGCCGGCUUUAGAUGAGCGUGAAGAUGCGUAUACCUUCAGCGAUGACCCCGAUCCGCUCGACGCAGAAGAGGCAGCAACGAUCCCCGACUUCGAGUUGCCAGAAGACGAGUUCGGCGAGAUGAUAUGGGAGCGACGUUUUCACGGACCGGAUUCUGAAACGUCUUCCUCUCCACCCACGCUCGCCACCGAUGACGAGAAGCUGCUCUACGUGCCAGACAUGGGCAUGCUGAAGGACCAGCCCGACGGCAUCCUGUCACAGCUGGCCGAGAGCGCAGUCGAAGCGACGCCCACGCCUAAGAGAGGGAAGAGCACACGCGCAAGUAAGGGGGCUGCCAAGAGCGCGAGAGCAGGCAAGGGUCAAGCUGCAAAGAACAGCAAAGCUCAGUCCGCAGUGUCCGAUUCUGCUGAGGAAGAGGAUGAAGACGAGGACGAGGACGAGUCCAGCUCUGAGUCUGAAGAAGAGACCGCUCCCACCACCCGAAGGACAAAUCGAAGUAAAGGCAAGGCACAACCACCCCCGAAAAGGACACGGAAGCGAUGA
This is a messenger RNA of Didymosphaeria variabile, 843 nucleotides long. RefSeq lists its product as uncharacterized. NCBI's taxonomy places the organism in Eukaryota, Fungi, Ascomycota, Dothideomycetes, Pleosporales, Didymosphaeriaceae. The record is from RefSeq and is a predicted model, not a curated record. The transcript has 2 exons. Bases 1 to 843 code for a protein of 280 amino acids. Gene Ontology annotation, cellular component: nucleus; NuA4 histone acetyltransferase complex. Gene Ontology annotation, biological process: regulation of transcription by RNA polymerase II.